GGCACUCUGGGUUUUUCCCCACAACUUUCCCUUUGUGGCGUUCGCCUCAAGUUGAGGACGGGUUCCACUCUGCAUUUAACUGCAGGCAGCACCUCGUUGCACCUCACGUGAGCCCGGCGUCAAAAAAAAACAUCUGUGCGAUUUCUGCGAGUUACUUAUUUCGCUCCACUUUUCCUGAACGCCACGCACCACCUCCGCCGCGCGAGCUCACAGUCGUCUCAACGUCGCCUUCCACUUGUUGCUACGCCGGAGUGUGUCGUGAACGCACUUCCAGCUCAGCCCCAGCCGGAUGGAUGUUACGCUACCACUCGGGCUACAGCUAACGCUAGCGCCGACGACGCGCGGCGCCUGAGUUCCACUUGCUUCCGCGAGUUCCGCCGUUUGCGGCGGUGGGAACGACGCCCCGUGUCGGCCGCCGGCGCGCGGGCGAACUUCUCUCGCGCCGCGUCCCUUUCUCACCUGCGGCCGUUAACGCAGGUGGGAAAUGUGGCUAGCUAGCGUUAGCAGCGUCGGCUCGGGGGCUCGUACAGUAACCAGCGCUCCCAGCGAGCCAGCGGCGGCACUUCUGUAACUCCAGAGGACAGUUCGUGGGCUCUUUGGGUGCGAGUUCCACCAAUGUAGUCGAACGGGAACGGGAAAAGCUGAUGCAGAACUCAGAGGGCGGUGCAGACACUACAACCAGCGUAGCAACGCUGCGGACCUCAUCAUCAGCUCCGGCCCCUGUGGUACAGCCUGUUCCAGCUUCUCAGCAGGUGCAGCCCGUCCAACACGUCUACCCAUCCCAGGUCCAAUAUGUAGGAGAGAGCGGAGACGCUGUUUAUACCAACGGAACCAUCCGAGCGGCCUAUUCCUACAACCCCGAGGCUCAGCUGUACGGCCAGUCUAGUGGGGGGACCUACUUCGACUCGCAGGCCAGUGGCACUCAUGUCACCACGGUGGUCUCCUCUGCCAGUGGCGGGGUGCCCCCUCAUGGCAUGGUGGGCAUCGCUAUGGACGUGGGCAGCAGCCACAUCAUCUCCAGCGGCAGCACCUAUCUGCUCCAUGGAGGAAACAUGGAAGGGAGCCGCAAUCACAUAUCGCACUCGUCACGCUCAUCCUCAGCUAUGCUUGAAAUGGCGAUUGAAAACCUCCAAAAGUCUGAAGGAAUUGCAAGUCACAAAAGCAGCCUGCUCAACAGCCAUCUUCAGUGGCUGCUGGACAACUAUGAGACAGCAGAGGGAGUAAGCCUGCCCCGGUGCUCCCUUUAUAACCAUUACUUAAGGCACUGUCAAGAACAGAAACUAGAUCCGGUCAACGCAGCCUCCUUCGGCAAACUCAUCCGCUCGGUUUUCAUGGGCCUGAGAACCCGCCGCCUCGGCACCAGAGGCAACUCUAAGUAUCAUUACUACGGCAUCCGUGUAAAGCCGGACUCCCCGCUGAACCGGCUGCAGGAGGACACCCAGUACAUGGCCAUGAGACAGCAGCCGGUCCACCAGAAACAGAGGUUCAAACCUCUACAGAAGGUGGAUGGCAUGUCGGACAGCCUGUGUGGCAGCUCUCAGCACUGUAACAGCACUCCAGAGCAGUCGGUGGCCGCUCAGAGCCAACACCACCAGCAGUACAUAGAUAUGUCCCACACCUUGCCGUCAUUUCCCUCUCCUGACUUGGGAACUCAGCCUCUGCCUGAGCGCAUUAACAUGAAUGAUAUCAAAAAGCUGCAGACGCUGUACAGAGACCACUGUGAGGCUACGUUGGAUGUGGUGAUGAACCUCCAGUUCCACUUUAUUGAGAAACUCUGGCAGACCUUUUGGUAUUCAACAUCGCCAUCUAGUGAUGGAAGCACGACCAUCCCUAACAGUGAUGAUGAUCUGGAAGGCGUGAUCCCCAGAGAGAAACUGAUGGCUCUUUGUAAAUAUGAACCAAUCAGAGUAUGGAUGAGGAGCUGUGAUCACAUCCUCUACCAGGCUCUAGUGGAGAUCCUCAUCCCUGAUGUCCUGCGUCCUGUACCCAGCACGCUCACUCAGGCCAUCCGUAACUUUGCUAAGAGUUUGGAAGGCUGGCUGACUAACGCCAUGACCAGCUUCCCUCAAGAGAUCAUCCGCACCAAGGUUGCUGUGGUCAGCGCCUUUGCCCAGACUCUGAGACGUUACACCAGUCUGAAUCACCUGGCCCAGGCAGCACGCGCCGUCCUCCAAAACACCUCCCAGAUCAACCAGAUGCUGUCAGAUCUCAACCGGGUGGACUUUGCCAACGUCCAGGAGCAGGCGUCGUGGGUGUGUCAGUGUGACGAGAGUGUGGUUCAGCGUCUGGAGCAGGACUUUAAAGUGACACUGCAGCAGCAGAGCUCUUUGGACCAGUGGGCGACCUGGCUCGACAACGUGGUCUCCCAAGUCCUGAAGCCUCACCAGGGCAGCCCGAGCUUCCCCAAAGCUGCACGCCAGUUCCUGCUUAAAUGGUCUUUCUACAGCUCCAUGGUGAUAAGAGAUCUGACUCUCCGCAGUGCAGCCAGCUUCGGCUCAUUCCACCUUAUCCGCCUUCUUUAUGACGAGUACAUGUUUUACCUGGUGGAGCAUCGUGUGGCUCAGGCCACAGGAGAAACUCCUAUCGCCGUCAUGGGAGAGUUCAGUGACCUGAGUUCCAUGAUGCCAUCACUAAUGGAAAAAGAUGCGUCCUUCUCGGACGAGAUGAGCGACCUGGGCAGUGAUGCCGAUGCAUCCAGGGGACCUAGUGAACCAGCAGUAAAGAGAGAGAGGGUUGAUAUGAGCCACCCUCUGCAGGAGAUGUGAGUCCACACUGGAAGUCGCUCGCUCCAUAGGUGAUCCUAAAGCGGCUCCUGGACCCAGCGUGCGUCUGCAGUCAGUGUGUGCAAUGUACAUAGAGAAGAGAGUAGCAUUAUCAGCCCUCCCCUCAUUAGCAUUUGGUAAAGACGUUGAUCUUUCUCCUGCACGUCUUAUUUUUUACUCACGGGCGUAACACAGGUCUGAGGUGGAUUUUAUUUGUUUUGUUGCAACUGUGAAUGACUUUGUGCAGUAUCAUUUUGUCGGAUGUGUAACUUUGAGUGGUGGUGUGUGGUGUUGUGAUUCUUACUCUUCAGAUCUGAACUAGCUGUGCCAUAGUGUCAUUUGAGUGCCUUAGAUUCCUAUCUUUAAACCACCACUACAGAUGUCUCUGUCCUCAGCUGUGCCUCUACCGCAGUAUGAAUGUAUUGUCUCCAAACCUCAGACAUUCAAAGCACCUUUUACAUUGAUGAGGUGAAGGUGCAUACUCCUUGUUGCCUCUGCUGCAGCCCGCAGCCACUUGGGGGGAAAAAAAAUCAUUCAUUUACUACAAACAUGCAGCCUAGUACCCAAAUACUUUUCCCUCAGUCAUUCCCACCAGCUUGGCCAUAGUUGUGACUGUUUGUCAGGCAGUAGGGCUUCAUAGUUUUGCAGUAAUCUGGAAGGCAGGGAAUAGUCUGUCACUUUGGCUGUGAAAGAAGCUGGUUUGUUUACCUCACUAGAUUUCUAUGCUGUGCUCCGUUUAGCUCAGAUGACAUGAGGCAAGUAUUAAAGAUGUAGCCACUGCAGUUCUUGUCCCGUUUUCUUUCAUGUAAAUAGUUCUUCACGUUCCUCCAGACGGUUUAAACCCAGCGAGCACUCGUGUCCGUGCUGUUAGGAUUCGUUCAAACAGCCCUAAAUCAAAAAGACCUGGAGGGUUACUCGGCUGUUGCACAAUUAGGAACAUAUCCAGAGCAGUCGUUUAAGGGCGAUGGGAUAUUUAAACCUCUCCUGGAACGUAGUGAGUGUCAUUUAGCCUUAUUUCCUUAUUCAGAUAAGUGGUUGUACAUUUCAUUUAUAAAGGAUAUUGAUACAAGUUAAAGCUUGAACCAAUGAAACCAAAAUCCUCACAAAAGAAUCUCAUUGGCAUCUGAGCCAGCACACGCUCCCCGACUCCAGAUACUUUGACCUCAUGCUGUUAGUCAGAUAAAGUCUUAUGUUUUGUUUGAAUUAGAUAGAAAGUACAGUGCAUUAUUUGGGGAAUUUGUCCAGAAUAAAUUAUAAAUAUAUCUAUAUCUCUAUAUAUAAAUAUAUAUAAUAUCCAUAUAAUGUAGAAGUGUGUGCUCUUUGGCUAAUUUCGCUCCUCACAUCGUUCUUGGUUGCUCUUGUAACAAAGACUGAUGUGUAAUUGAUUAGAUUGGUGUGUGAUACAUUUGUUUCCAAUCUCUGUUGUUCAGUGAAAUUCAUUUAUUCCCGUGGUGCUAUCUGCACCUGAGUAAGCUAUUAAACUGUCACAAGAGAAAUCUAUUUAUAGGAACUGUUCUGAUUUGACUGACAUCAGCUUUGUGUUGAAAUUGGUUGGGUUGAUUUAUUUUCCCUCCUUCCCUCAGAUGACUUUGUUGUAGCAAUGAAUCCUUGACUUAUUUAAGGCUUUUUGUAACUUGUGCCUGUCACAGUAAUUUGCCUUCAAGUGCUUUGGAAAACAAGUAAUUUCUAUGUGUACUUUGUAAUGUUUUGUAAGACUGUUUUAGAAUUUUGGCGGCGGAUUAUUUUUUAUUGAACUAGAUUUGGUUCUUCUUACGAGUAUACUGAACCCUUAUUUUUGUGUAUUUUUAAACCUGUUCUUGACUACACUUUACUAGCCUAAGGACAGAAGAUGGUCUGUAAUAAACAAUAGUUCAACUGUAUUUUGUACUUGGUCACAAUGUGUAAAUAAAUUGGUGGAAACCAA
Molecule: messenger RNA, 4686 nt
Organism: Betta splendens (Siamese fighting fish)
Lineage: Eukaryota; Metazoa; Chordata; Actinopteri; Anabantiformes; Osphronemidae
Gene: rfx2
Product: regulatory factor X, 2 (influences HLA class II expression)
Exons: 17
Coding region: 645-2765 (706 amino acids)
Biological process (GO): regulation of transcription by RNA polymerase II
Cellular component (GO): nucleus
Molecular function (GO): RNA polymerase II cis-regulatory region sequence-specific DNA binding; DNA-binding transcription factor activity, RNA polymerase II-specific
Source: RefSeq, a predicted model, not a curated record